Messenger RNA from Arachis stenosperma, 1357 nucleotides. Its product is annotated as peroxisome biogenesis protein 22. The coding region runs from base 285 to 1121 and encodes 278 amino acids. The transcript is spliced from 8 exons. Lineage: Eukaryota; Viridiplantae; Streptophyta; Magnoliopsida; Fabales; Fabaceae. The record is from RefSeq and is a predicted model, not a curated record. Gene Ontology annotation, biological process: peroxisome organization.
AUGAUUUUGAUAAAAUUAACAAAAGAGAACUGACAGUGUUAUCAUAACUCUCUUUUUGCGUGUUGGGUUUGGAACAUUCGUUUGGUUCGUUGAUUUCUUCCAUCCCUUCACAGAAUCAAUCCAGACAGAGCGAUCAAUGGAGUGAAGUUGUUGUUGGAGGGGAUGAUGAACGAGUUAAACCCUCUGUGUCUCUGAAGAGUGACCCUUGGAACUUGCAAUUUUGAAGAAAAGGAAUCUGGUGACUGGUGUGGUUUGUGAGAUUAAGAAGAACAAAGAUUAUAGACAUGGCAACGGGUGAAGGUGACACCCCAAGACAAGAGCUUUUCCAUCUUAUCAAACGCUUCGGUGCUUAUGUCACUCUCAAGAUCUCCAACCUCUUCUUCUCCAUCUCCCUCCACAACCUCGAUUCGCGCUCUAUUGGGGCUGUAGCUGGUCUUGCUGUUGCCAUUGUUUUCACAUGGAGGAUGUUGAGAUCACCUUCUGGAUCUCAACGCAGGCAACAAAAACGGCAAGGUGCUUCAUCUAGUAAUUCUGGAGUCGGUGCACAUUCUAAUGCCUCGGUAGCUCCUCCUGAAGUUUGUUCACCCUCAGAUGAUUCAAGGGCACAAAAUGUUGUUGAUGAGUUCUUUCAGCCAGUCAAGCCAACUUUGGGGCAGAUAGUUAGACAGAAAUUAAGUGAAGGAAGAAAGGUAACUUGUCGACUUCUUGGAGUGAUCCUUGAGGAAAGUAGUUCAGAGGAGCUUCAGAAACAAGCAACUGUGAAGUCCUCUGUGCUGGAAGUGUUGUUGGAAAUAACAAAAUUUUGCGAUUUAUAUCUCAUGGAACUAGUUUUGGAUGAUGAAAGCGAGAAGAGAGUACUUGUUGCAUUAGAAGAAGCUGGGGUAUUCACUUCUGGUGGUUUGGUUAAGGACAAGGUUCUCUUCUGUAGCACAGAAAAUGGACGAUCAUCGUUUGUUCGGCAAUUGGAACCGGAUUGGCAUAUUGACACGAAUCCAGAAAUCAUCAAUCAGCUAGCUAGGUUUAUCAAGUAUCAACUUCAUGUAUCGCCCUCUAGGACCGAACGAACAGCAGCCAAUGUGUUUAGUGCUCCUUCCCUGGAACAGUUCUUUGGAUCCAUAUAAGACUCAAACCUCCACAAAUCAAAUGUUUUUUAUGAACUUCUACUAGUUUCUUCCUCUAUGAAUUGUGGAUUCCACCUUCACCACACUUUACUUUUUUCUCAGCUGUUUUAGUUGUUUGAGAAAUAGGUUAUAUGAUGUUGUUAUUCGAGCUUAAUAUGGGUUAUCACCCUGCAUAGGUGAAAAGACAUGCAAUGUAUGUGCAAUGAUGCUUUAAGGAAGAAGUAUCAUUUUCUUUC